AACAUGCUGGGGGCCGAGCUCACCGUGUCCCUUCGCCGCCAGCUCCUCUGGGAGAGGCAGCAGAAGACCUCGACGGCAAAUGCCGUGCUCAAGAGGCGACACACUUCGCACGAUGUUGCUAACCUGAAGCAGUACCCUGAAAAGGUACACAUGAACAAGGCGGCUGCUGAGCCCUCGAUGGACUGGAACCGGUAUUUCAAACUCAACAAUCAGGGCGGCUACUACGCUCAAGGCUGGUAAUGCCCUGGAAGGCUCCUUGGAAGCAUCAACUACAACACCUCUACUCUAUACAAUCAGUAGUUUUCUUUUCUCGCAAGUUCUUUCCAUAGCAGGUUUAAUAUCAAGCACCACAAAUACUAUCUUCAGCUUCUAAUUGCGCCGGUCCCGUCUCAUCGAAGAGGGUUUGCGUGAUAUCAGGAUGAUGCAGUCAUGGAAGUCUAGCAAGCUGGGCCUUCAAACGGGGUCCCCUGCCGCACAGCUGUCCAGUCCACCAUGAGCGACACGAGAUCGGGCCCGGUAUGCGGGUCACUCGAGAGAUGUGGCGACCCGUU
This is a messenger RNA of Microdochium trichocladiopsis, 551 nucleotides long. RefSeq lists its product as uncharacterized. The record is from RefSeq and is a predicted model, not a curated record. Gene Ontology annotation, biological process: mitochondria-nucleus signaling pathway; regulation of nitrogen utilization; negative regulation of transcription by RNA polymerase II. Gene Ontology annotation, cellular component: cytoplasm. Lineage: Eukaryota; Fungi; Ascomycota; Sordariomycetes; Xylariales; Microdochiaceae. The transcript has a single exon. The coding region runs from base 4 to 240 and encodes 78 amino acids.